AUGUUUAUGCCGAGCAGGUCGGUUGCGAUGGAGACGAGGCAUCGUCAGUCGGGCGAACUGAUGCAUCAUCCCCAUCCGCCGCAGCUCUACGAUGCCAGCUUUGCCCAUGCUGAGCUCGUGCCGCGACCAUACUCGGCAGACGAUAUGCAUGCGCAUCAUCAUCUAUACGCCCAGCGGUUACAGCAGCCGAUGAUGCAACCCGACUUGCUCGACUAUGACGCAUCGCAGGAUGCCAAUCGGAUGGCUUAUCAUGCGGCCGGGCUUGCGUAUACUACCCCUCUAGGGCAUGCAACACUCGACCUGGCAACGAGCUACGAUCCAAAUAUAUUGCCGCUCGCGUCGACAUCAUCAUCGAGUAACAUGAUAGCUGCUGCCUCAACUCGCUCUCCUAGUCCGCCUGCUCUGCCAGCGAUAACCAAAGGUCAAGCGUUUGUCGAGAAGCUCUACAACAUGGUAGCAGACACUAGCAUACAGAGCUUGAUCAGUUGGACAGAUGCUGGCGACGCGUUCACAGUGCACACGCCUACAACAUUCUCCAAAGAGGUUUUGCCACAAUACUACAAGCACAACAACUGGCAAAGUUUCGUCCGGCAACUCAACAUGUACGGCUUCCACAAAGUCAACGAAGUCUACAACGCCGAGAGUCGGUCAGCCGCCAAUCCACCUCAUUCGACAGGUUCACCCCUUGAUCGUGCAUGGAUGUUCCAGCACCCAUACUUUCGCCGAGACCGGAAAGACUGGCUUGGGCACAUCAAGCGAAAGCCAGUCAAGUCUGCCAGUGCCAACAAGAAGGCACUGGCAGACAGGUCACUGCCCAGUCAAAGCUCAUCCGGUACUCCGCGUCAGUAUGUAGAAGAUCUGGCCAGCUCGAGCAGCAUGGCAAUGUCGCACUACGGGCCGGAAUACCAACCGUACCAGCGAGCGCCUAGAGAACAUGCUGUCGAUCAUACAAGAGCAUAUCGACCUGCUCCACAACACACCUUACCACCCAUUCAGUACGGUGGGCAUGCACGCGCCCCCAUGGCGAUGGGCGGGCACCAAUCUCACUAUCCCAUCCUGCCGACGCCUACCGGCUACCCAGCCAAUGCGGCGCAUAUACUGCAAGAGCCGCAUCACGCUUCGUCUACUCCUAGAUUCGUAGAAAGCGCGAGGUCAUCUGGGAGUGAUCCUGCUGCUCGAGACGGGGACAGCCCAGCCAUGCAACGACUCGAAGCGAAAUUACAAGCGAUAGAGCAAGACGGUCAUAGAAAGCAUGAUCAAAUCGUCGCCAUACUCAACAUGAUGUCAGAAUUCAUGCACAACGUCAAAGAUCAGCUAGGCGACAAGCUACAGUCGGACUUGACUGCUCUGCAAAGUGCUGUGACGGAGAUGACAGAUGACUAUGGCUCACCACAGCAAAGCUCGGCACGAUCUGUGGAUGCUAUGCGAGACGAAGAAAGACGGCAUUACGAGGCCCGGUUAGAUGGGCAAGGCGACAGAGCCACAUCGCCAGCAAGAUCUCCGUUAGCAUCUCGACAGAGCAGUGCGCCUGUUCGGGAAGAGCCAAUCUUCGAAACGCGGGAUCAUCUCAAGCGAACACUGCACCCGGUCUCAAGCAUGUCAAGAGGCUCGUACCCCGAAAGCGAACAGUUUGACAAGCGUCAGCGCCAGCAAUAG
This is a messenger RNA of Mixia osmundae IAM 14324, 1656 nucleotides long. RefSeq lists its product as uncharacterized. Gene Ontology annotation, biological process: regulation of DNA-templated transcription. The transcript has 4 exons. Gene Ontology annotation, molecular function: sequence-specific DNA binding; DNA-binding transcription factor activity. The coding region runs from base 1 to 1656 and encodes 551 amino acids. The record is from RefSeq and is a predicted model, not a curated record. NCBI's taxonomy places the organism in Eukaryota, Fungi, Basidiomycota, Mixiomycetes, Mixiales, Mixiaceae.